UAGGGUGUUGCUUUUACAUAUCCACGGCCUUUCUUCGACUAUUUAAAGAAGGCUUUGCAUGGGUGGGAAUUCGUCGAAGUCAAUGUAUCAUUGAGCGAGCGACGCGAAGAAAUGGAGAGCCAGAAAAUCCUUCCUCUUCUCGCGCUCGUUUUCUCUCUUCUCAUGAUUGAAAAAUCGAUGGCAACCCGAAUUCUGCUCAUGAAUUAUCCUGCUCCUCCUCCGGCACAUGCAGACAAUGACCACAGUAGGAUCGGUGCGGUAGGGAGCCCGCUGCGUCAGGAUAAUCACUGGAGCGGCAACGGUUCGGGCCAGGGGACGGUCCUGGUGCCUCCACCUUCAACGAAGACCACACUCUCGCAAAAAAGCACGCCGAACUCGUCCGCGAAAGCCGUAGUGGUCGCCCCGACCAAUGCUAAAGUCGAUGUCUCGACUGCCGCCUCCCCUACAAGUGCGAAUGCGAGUGCGCACGUCACCAGCAGCAGCAACACGUCAAGCACCAGCGUCACUGACAGAGGCACUGUCUCAACAUCCAGCUACGAGAGCUUCAGUGCAAACAGCAGCAGCAGCAGCACUUUUACUAAAUAUCCUUGAUGAUUGCGAAGUAAUAAGCUAAAGUUCUUGAUGAUCGACGCUUUAUUUUCUUUCUUCUUUGUUUGUUCUGAUUCUUGUUUGGUAGAAGUAACGUGUUCUUUCGUAGAAUUGUGCGAAACUAUCCAGUUCACGUUUGAAUUUGUUCUUGAUUCUGAAGUGAAUGUCAUUUGUUUGAGAAA
This is a messenger RNA of Eucalyptus grandis, 770 nucleotides long. RefSeq names its product cell wall integrity and stress response component 1. The transcript is spliced from 2 exons. Bases 112 to 591 code for a protein of 159 amino acids. The record is from RefSeq and is a predicted model, not a curated record. NCBI's taxonomy places the organism in Eukaryota, Viridiplantae, Streptophyta, Magnoliopsida, Myrtales, Myrtaceae.